GGUGUGGUCGUGGUGCUCUGUCAAAGCCAAUUGCGCUCUCACGGAGGGAAUGUCGUUCUGGGUGUCAACUUGGGAAUGACUCAAGUGACGGUCGCAUGUAUGGACACGCAUGAUAUUCCGCGGCCUAUUGCACGGUUAGAGGGCAAUGAAGCUUACAAGGCAUACAUGUCGGGCACACUGGACUCGUCGGAACAUGCUGAGUGAGUACCAUUCGACGUGCCUACCAAGUUUUUCAGAGUUGCCAUGUCGGGCUAUGCUGAUAGUAUGCUUUUGGCAGACUAUGGAGUGGACCCAUGCCACCCAAGCUUGCUCCCGAUGAGCAAGAGAAACAACUUGCUGCAUAUCUCUUCGCCGACGUCCUUCGAAAUGUCACGCAGACAGCUGCAAAGAUUGUUGGCGAGCCCACCAAGAUUGGUGUGAUAGCCGUACCCCACCGUGUCAAUCGGGCAACCUGGAACUCCAUCACGGUCGCGUCACACGAAGUCGGUGGCGCUUUCGGAGAUCGGGGCUUGCUUCGUAACGACAUGUCCAUGGCUGCAACCGGCUAUAUUCCAGAACACUGCAUCGCCAAGCACUCAUACCGAGGAGACGAAGGUGGUGAAUACUUUGUACUGGUCGUCAACCGUGAUGCUCAUCGUUUUGAGGUUGCAACAGUGGACCUUUCAGAUUUCGGUGCAAGCUUUGAAAGAUAUAAGGAGGUUGUUCAGACUCGACCGGACAUGACAGACUUCAACACAAACCAAGAUAAAGGAGCCCUGCAUAAUGCUAUCCAGGAACUGCUCAAAGAACAUCGCGCAAAUCCGACGUGGCGAGGGCCUCCAAACGAAAUUGCAGCUAUCAUCGUAGUGGGAGAGAUGAGCCCCAAGGCCAUGUCGCAAAUCUCGUCCACUAUCGCUUCUGCUCUCCCAGAGCACAAGGACAAGAUCCAGACUCAAGACUCAGAAUAUAAAGCUGCUUUCGGAGCUGUUUGUCAUGGAUACCAGAUCCUCACGCACUACCCAGAUGACGAUUGAGGUGGCUAUGAGUUGAGAUAGAUGUUGCUUCAUUACAGGACAUCAUUGGCGGGAACUCUCUAAAGACACAGUGGGUAUGCGGUUGUGGGCUGACGCUUUCGAUGACCAUACAUUGCAAGUUGGAUUAACGGAAGGGAUGGAAGGGUUCAGGGGACAAACCUGGCUGCAUGUAUUUUCCAAAUACCGGGCACCCCAACGACAGUAAUGCUUAGUAAUUCCUGACAUAACGGAACCAGGAAC
Molecule: messenger RNA, 1253 nt
Organism: Exophiala viscosa
Lineage: Eukaryota; Fungi; Ascomycota; Eurotiomycetes; Chaetothyriales; Herpotrichiellaceae
Exons: 3
Coding region: 294-1013 (239 amino acids)
Source: RefSeq, a predicted model, not a curated record